GUACGGCCAGGAGGUAGACUGCAGGUCCCUGUCGCCGGUUCGGAGUGGUAAGCCAUGGCCGGCUGCUGCUGUCUAUCUGCGGAGGAAAAAGAGUCGCAGCGCAUCAGCGCGGAGAUCGAAAGGCAGCUUCGACGCGACAAGAAAGACGCGCGCCGGGAACUCAAGCUGCUGUUGCUGGGCACUGGGGAGAGUGGGAAAAGCACGUUCAUCAAGCAAAUGAGGAUAAUCCAUGGGUCCGGCUACAGCGACGAAGACCGGAAGGGCUUCACGAAGCUGGUCUACCAAAACAUAUUCACCGCCAUGCAAGCCAUGAUCAGAGCGAUGGACACCCUGAGGAUACCAUACGUGUGUGAGCAGAAUAAGGAAAAUGCCCAGAUCAUCAGAGAAGUGGAAGUAGACAAAGUCUCUGCACUCUCCAGGGGCCAGGUGGCUGCCAUCAAGCAGCUGUGGCUGGAUCCAGGAAUCCAGGAGUGUUACGACAGGAGGCGGGAGUACCAGCUGUCAGACUCUGCCAAAUAUUACCUGACUGAUAUCGACCGAAUCGCCAUGCCCUCUUUCGUGCCAACACAACAGGACGUGCUUCGUGUUCGAGUGCCCACCACUGGCAUCAUAGAGUACCCAUUCGACUUGGAAAACAUCAUCUUCCGAAUGGUGGAUGUUGGUGGCCAGCGAUCUGAACGACGGAAAUGGAUUCACUGCUUUGAGAGCGUCACCUCCAUCAUUUUCUUGGUUGCUCUGAGUGAAUAUGACCAGGUUCUGGCUGAAUGUGACAAUGAGAACCGUAUGGAAGAGAGCAAAGCCUUGUUUAAAACCAUCAUCACUUACCCCUGGUUUCUGAACUCAUCUGUGAUUUUGUUCUUAAACAAGAAGGAUCUUUUGGAAGAGAAAAUCAUGUACUCUCAUCUAAUCAGCUACUUCCCAGAGUACACAGGACCAAAGCAAGAUGUCAAAGCGGCCAGGGACUUUAUCCUGAAGCUGUAUCAAGACCAGAAUCCUGACAAAGAGAAAGUCAUCUAUUCUCACUUCACUUGUGCUACAGACACAGAGAACAUCCGCUUUGUGUUUGCUGCUGUCAAAGACACUAUCCUACAGCUAAACCUACGGGAGUUUAACUUGGUGUAGAUGCUGUGGCCCACUUCCCCCAGACCGAGGGUGAUCGCAGUUCUUCUUGCCUGAUCUACAAGUGCUUCUGACCACCUGGACCAGGAUCCAAGGACAUUUUAUAGCUCACAGGAACAGAGACGGGUAGUGCAACUUGAAACAUACUUGCUUUACCCACCCCUCUAAGUAUCUAAUUCUUGAUUGUCUAAUUCUUUUCUUACCUUUUGGCUGUUUUGUAUUUUGUAGAAUUUUAAAAGGCCACUGUGAUUUCCCAUUAUUUUUGAAACUAAAGUGUUCAAAAGCUAUUAAAAAUGACAUAACAAGGGGACUUAUUAAUUCACAGAUCAUGCCUUCAGACCUCCAGGAUUAAUUUAGGUAACUAAAACAUCUUAAUAAGCUUGAUGACCUUUAAAUAAUUAAGAAACAUUUCUAACAUUAUGUCCCCUUAAUGCUUAAGUAUGACUCAUCUAACAUUCUACCAAACAACCAAAGAUUUCUUUCUAUGCCUUUUUUUGGGUUACUUGUUAUUAUUAUCAUUUUAAACAAAGUCUUAAGUAGCCCAGGCUACCAAUUCAAUUUUGCUAUGUAACUGGGAAUGGCCUUGAUCCUCCUGCCUGGACUUUCCAAGUGUUUGUUGCAACUGUGGGUGGUGCCACUACGCUCAGCUAAGAUUUUUUUCUUUUUAAAAUUUUUUUGAGAUAGGGUCUCAUGUAUUCCAUAUUGUUUUCAAACAUACUCUGCAGCAAAGAAUGGCCUUGAUCAUCUGAUUCUCUUGUCUUCAUAUACACAACCUAUUUAAGGCAGGGAAGUUCUUCUCAGCCUCUUGCUAAUUCCUGGCAUAAGAGGUUUAAAAUAGUAUGAUGUGUCAUUGAUAUUUAUAGGUUAGUAAAUGCUGGGAUGUAUGUGUCACCACGACCACUUUAUGUGAUGCUUGGGGGUGGAGCCCAGGGCUUUGUGCAUGCUUGGCAAGCAUUCUGCCAACUGAGCUACCUGCCCCCAGUCAAAGAUUUCUUUCAAAAGUAGUUCUUUUCAUGCCAACUUUCUAAGCCAAAUUAAUAUUAUCCAAACAUCUAAUUUUGCCACAAUUUGGUGGUGAAGCCAAUGCUGAGCUACGAUAAAUGGCCUCUAGAUAGUGCAUGUAUGUAUCCUAAUAUAUAUGGCCAGGUCUUAUAACUUACGGAAUGGCUAAAGCAUAACUUGUAUAACAAAUGUUAUGUAAACCUUGCCAAAGCUCUGUGUAUGCUGUGCCUUUCUGGAUAAUAAGA
Acomys russatus (golden spiny mouse) is the source of this 2366-nucleotide messenger RNA. It is a transcript of the gene Gna14, whose product is annotated as G protein subunit alpha 14. NCBI's taxonomy places the organism in Eukaryota, Metazoa, Chordata, Mammalia, Rodentia, Muridae. Bases 55 to 1122 code for a protein of 355 amino acids. Gene Ontology annotation, cellular component: heterotrimeric G-protein complex. Gene Ontology annotation, biological process: phospholipase C-activating dopamine receptor signaling pathway; adenylate cyclase-modulating G protein-coupled receptor signaling pathway; action potential. Gene Ontology annotation, molecular function: G protein-coupled receptor binding; guanyl nucleotide binding; GTPase activity. The transcript is spliced from 7 exons. The record is from RefSeq and is a predicted model, not a curated record.